AUGGCGACUGCUCAGGUGUCGACUCCUAAGAAGAGUCACCAUGGGCUUUUCUCUUCGAGAACUGCAGGGUGCCGCAUGCCCCUGACUCCGUCGCCUCACACUCGUGCCACCGCUGCAACUCCCCAGGCUUCCGAUCAGUCGUCACCGUUCACUCCAUCCCGUCCCGCCGAUGCUGGGAGCGACAAGUCUAAGUCGGUCUACGGAGGCAACCUGUCUUCAUACUUCUCUAAGCCGUCGGGUCCCAAGCCUGCGGUUCCCAAGCAGCCUGUCUCCAAGACAUCACGAACUCACCGCGACUCCCCCAAGUCCAACAUCGCUCGUCGAUCCCGCAAGUCCCCCAAGCAUCUGGAGCUUGGCGUGUCUGACUGGUCCUUGACUGGUACCGGUCCCUCAUCUCAGACUCCCUCCAAAGAACGCACGCGCCGAGAGGUACCCACUCGCUCCCGCGCCGGAAAGACAACUGUUCGAAUUCCCCAUAACGCUGGAGACCGUUUUAUUCCAAAUCGGGCUGCCAGUGAGGGCCUUGCAACAAGCGGUGCGGCCAAGCCUGAGGAGGGCCAGCGUCCCAAGACCAGCGGCAACGAAGGAUCUUCCGUUUUGGCCUCCGCUGCCAGCGCCUUCGACAUUAACGGACGUGGAUCCGAAGAGGACCUUACGGCUGCUCUUGAGAACAUGGGCUUGGAGGACAACGAGCCAUCCAACUACACCCGACCCGCCCCGGACGCCGUCGCAUACGAGUCCUCUCUGGCAAACGCCUGUGGAGUGAACCUGAACACCCGUAUUCUUGCCUUUAAGCCGCCGCCUCCUGAGUCGUCGAAGCCCAUUGACCUCCGUGCUCAGUACAACCGCCCUCUUCGCCCUGCAAAGUCACAGUCUGCCCAAUUCCGUCGCCGAGUUCAGACAGCCCCCGAGCGAGUCCUUGAUGCUCCCGGUCUUCUGGAUGACUACUAUCUCAACUUGCUGGACUGGAGCUCUGGCAACCAGGUGGCCAUCGGUCUGGAGCGUAAUGUCUACGUUUGGUCGGCUGAUACCGGCUCGGUCAGCUGCCUUCUGGAGACUGCCCCGGACACCUAUGUUAGCAGUGUCAAAUGGAGCGGCGAUGGCGCCUACGUUGGCGUCGGUCUCGGCACUGGUGAGAUACAGAUCUGGGAUGUCGAGGAGGGUUCGAAGCUUCGCAGCAUGUACGGCCAUGACUCUCGCGUGGGCGUUAUGGGCUGGUCCAAGCACACCCUGUCUUCCGGUGCCCGCAGUGGUCUUGUUUUCAACCAUGAUGUCCGCGUUGCCCAACACAAGGUUGCCGAGCUGGUGUCUCAUACCUCAGAGGUUUGCGGCCUUGAAUGGCGUUCCGACGGCGCGCAGCUUGCUACCGGCGGCAACGACAACCUGGUUAACAUCUGGGACGCUCGCUCUCUCAGCGCUCCCAAGUUUACCAAGACCAACCAUCGUGCCGCCGUCAAGGCUCUCAGCUGGUGCCCCUGGCAAUUGAACCUGCUGGCCACUGGCGGUGGCUCUUACGAUCGUCACAUCCAUUUCUGGAACACCACCACCGGUGCUCGCACCAACAGCAUCGACACUGGAUCCCAAGUCACCAGCCUUCGAUGGAGCAACCACUAUCGCGAGAUCGUCAGUUCCAGCGGCUUCCCCGACAACUCUCUCAGCAUCUGGAGUUACCCAACCCUGGUGCGCAACGUUGAGAUCCCUGCUCACGAAACUCGCGUCCUGCACAGCAGCCUCAGCCCGGACGGCCAGAUGCUGGCUACCGCCGCGGCUGACGAGAGUUUGAAGUUCUGGAAGGUGUUCGAGCGCAAGCCCGGCAGCAGUGCUUCCGCUUCCCGUGAAGGCGGCGUCGGAAGCAAAGCCCAGCUGACCAAGUCGAUGACUAUCCGUUAA
This is a messenger RNA of Penicillium argentinense, 1890 nucleotides long. RefSeq names its product WD40 repeat domain-containing protein. NCBI's taxonomy places the organism in Eukaryota, Fungi, Ascomycota, Eurotiomycetes, Eurotiales, Aspergillaceae. The transcript has a single exon. The coding region runs from base 1 to 1890 and encodes 629 amino acids. Gene Ontology annotation, biological process: positive regulation of anaphase-promoting complex-dependent catabolic process; anaphase-promoting complex-dependent catabolic process; positive regulation of ubiquitin protein ligase activity. Gene Ontology annotation, cellular component: anaphase-promoting complex. The record is from RefSeq and is a predicted model, not a curated record. Gene Ontology annotation, molecular function: anaphase-promoting complex binding; protein binding; ubiquitin ligase activator activity.